This is a messenger RNA of Nasonia vitripennis (jewel wasp), 2894 nucleotides long. It is a transcript of the gene AkhR, whose product is annotated as AKH-like receptor. Gene Ontology annotation, molecular function: G protein-coupled receptor activity; adipokinetic hormone receptor activity; peptide binding. The transcript is spliced from 8 exons. Gene Ontology annotation, biological process: G protein-coupled receptor signaling pathway. Lineage: Eukaryota; Metazoa; Arthropoda; Insecta; Hymenoptera; Pteromalidae. The record is from RefSeq and is a predicted model, not a curated record. The coding region runs from base 466 to 1458 and encodes 330 amino acids. Gene Ontology annotation, cellular component: membrane.
AGCCUCGAGGAGGGGAAAAAAGCUCGACACCUGCGUGCGCCGCUCUUAUCACUGGCGCGCGCGCAAUCGUCGUUCUCUCUCUCUCUCUCUCUCUCUCUCUCGCUGGUUCUCCGUCUGCUCUUCCCGGCUUGGCGAAAACCGCGCGCGCGUCUCCCCAGUGUUACAGGAGCGCGCGUCGCGCGAAAAGCUCCCGCUGCUAUCCGUAUAUACGCCGGGAAGAGUAAAAUCCAUCGCUCGCUGUUAUUAUGGCCAUGGAGCCGGAACCACCGCCACCGCCGACGUCGAUUCUUCUUCACGGACCAUAGCGAUCUAGCGCUUUGUUUUUCCGUUCAUCAGUGUGUUGUACAGAAGGGGUGCAGUGACGUUUGUUGGAGAGUUUGCGGAGGUGCUCGACGCAGCGAGGAAGUAGCUGCGCAUACAGGUGACACCCCCGAGCAAGUUUCGCGCGAUUCCCGCAGCGUCAGGAUGACAACGGCACCGGUCAACGCGACAACGGUCGCGUCGUUGGACUACGACGACCUGCCGAUCGACAUGCGCUUCAAUGCAGGUCACGUCGUCAGUAUCGUCACCUACAGCAUCCUCAUGAUCAUCUCGGCCGUCGGCAACAUCACCGUCCUCGCCCUCCUGCUGCGUAGACGGGGCAACGCCGCGCGGACCAGAAUCAACACGAUGCUCAUCCACCUGGCUAUCGCCGACCUAUUGGUGACCUUCCUGAUGAUGCCGCUGGAGAUCGGCUGGGCAGCCACGGUAUCCUGGAAGGCCGGCGACGCCAUGUGCAGGAUCAUGUCCUUCUUCAGGAUGUUCGGACUCUAUCUCUCCUCGUUCAUCCUCAUCUGCAUCAGUGUGGACAGAUAUCACGCUGUAUUGCGACCGCUACAGAUGAUUGACAUUGACCGAAGGGGAAGAUUCAUGAUAGCCGGCUCCUGGAUAUGCUCCGCGCUUUGUUCGGCGCCCCAGAUGGUGGUAUUCCACGUAGAGGCGCAUCCGACAUUCACGUGGUACGAGCAGUGCAUCACGUUCAAUACAUUCCCGAGCUUCACUCACGAGCUCACCUACUCGCUCUUCGGGAUGGUGAUGAUGUACUGGUUCCCUCUUAUCGUCAUAAUCUAUACCUACACCAGUAUUCUCGCCGAAAUGUACAGGAGAUCUAAGGACACCACUUCUGAUAGGAUAAGGCGCUCCUCGCUAGGAUUUCUCGGUCGCGCAAGGGUCCGCACGCUCAAGAUGACGAUAAUCAUCGUUCUGGUCUUCUUCAUCUGCUGGACGCCCUAUUACGUCAUGAGCCUCUGGUACUGGAUAGACAGCGUCACCGCGACGAAGGUCGACCUGAGGAUACAAAAGGCCCUGUUCCUGUUCGCCUGCACGAAUUCCUGUAUGAACCCCAUUGUCUACGGCGCUUUCAACAUUCGCAAAGGCAAUAAGGUGACCAGAAAUUGGGACAUACAUACCCUAAAGUGAUCAGGACUUCGGACAGCUACACUGCUCCGCUAAUUUUCUAUUAUAGACUACACACGAGCUGUAUAAAAAUAUCGACGUCGAACCUUAAAGCUGGAAAAACAAUAAUCUAUUAUUGUAUUGUUCUGUAAAAGCGUCUAGUCUCUACUCGCAAGAGCUUCGAAACGCAUCCAUUCGAAGGCACUCAUCUAUAUACGCACUAUACUAUGCGCUUACACUGCGCCCAUGUAUCAUCGUAUCUAUAAGCUCGUCCUUAUCGUCAGCUCUCUCCUUCUCUCUCCUUUCAAAGAUCUUUUCUCCGCUGAGCUUCCGGGGCCACUCUAUCACUCGAACGAUCUGCAAUUUCCAGAUGUCUUAAAGAGCGGCGCGUAAAUACUUUAAGCUUCUCUCCUAACGCUUUAUUGUUAUCUGUGCCUCUUUUCUGCGUUCUAUACACAACGGGCCUUCUGCAGAGGCUGUGACUUUUCCAUGUACGAUUUCCUACUAUAUACAGCGCUAGAAGCUCCUACGUUUAUAUUAUACUCUAUCAUUUAUAGCUAUUAGUGAACACUAUAUUGCUUUACUACCGAUAUAUUCUAUUGUAUAGGCUUUAUAUAUACAACAUGAUUUUUAAGUCUGCGUGUACUAUAUAAGCUGUAAAUAUAACUUUUAUUAAUAUUUUUUUAAUCCAGGAACUAUCGCGGUUCAACGAUGAUACAUAUGUGGAUAAUAAAAUGUCUUUUGUAAAACACAAAGAGCACUUUCUUCAUCAGCGAGUGGAAUUUCGCGAUUAAUGUCGAUAAAUUCGUAUCGUCGCCGCCCACUGGAAAUUCUUAUAAGUGAAAUAUCACUCAACCUACGUGCGGCGAUUUUUCUGUCAAUGUUUAUAGCCCGCGCGCGUCUUUGUAUGAACCCUCUUUCCGAAAUAAAUUUAGAGACACCCUUCAUAGAGCAGGAGAAAAAACGGUUCGAAAAAAAUGGACCAAAUAGUUGAGCGUUAAGGGUCGACCGAAAGUAUCGGAGACGGUAUUUCUUUUUUGGUUUUUUCUUUUUUCAUUCGACCUUCGUCAACUCUUCUGAGCAAGGGUUCAAUGAAAGCUAUCGAUGUAUAGAAGCGAGUGAUUUUCCAAAAGAGCGAUGUUCAGUGUGAUUGGGGUAUUUUUCUCUUUGGGUUUCGUUUACAUGGAAUCCAGACUACAUUUUUUGAUGAACGAACAUCGCUGAAGCUCUAUGUUUUCCAAAAAUAAAACUUGUCAUAUCUCUGUGGAUAUCGAGUAUUUCGAGUCACAUUCAUUUCAUUUGAAAUUAUAAAGGUAUAUUCGUUCGGACUUUAUUACUUUAAUUUAUCAAGAGUUAUUGAAAUGCUCAUCAACGUUCGUCACAUUUUAAAAUUGCUCUCCAUUCUCGUCCAACUUUAUUUUAGAGUAGAAAUUCUAAUAAAAUUGAUUUCUUGAAAUUAU